Molecule: messenger RNA, 1102 nt
Organism: Acinonyx jubatus (cheetah)
Lineage: Eukaryota; Metazoa; Chordata; Mammalia; Carnivora; Felidae
Gene: DLEU7
Product: deleted in lymphocytic leukemia 7
Source: RefSeq, a predicted model, not a curated record
AUGGCCUUGAGCUGCCGGGCGAUCCAGGGCUCUCUAAAAGAUACGAGGAAACCCAGACAGUAUAAGCAGUAUGUACCAGCCCCUGGACCCCACGGUUCUGUGGCCCCUUCUCUCAUAGUCCCUGAAGUUCAGCUGGUCUCCUGGGUCUCAGAAUCAGCCUGCUCUGUAGAACAGUGGGGCCUCAGCGCGCGGAGCCGCCGACAGGGAAGCCGGCUUAGCCCCGCGCCCUUAGUGGCCUCCAUCAGCCACCAAAUGGUGGCUCUGCAGAUUCUGCAGCUGCUGCAGCAGGAGUGGAGCUGAGGGGACGGUCCCAGCGACCCCGGGAGCCCACGCGAUCCAGACCACGUGUCCGCCGCCCCAGCGCGUCGCAUAGGCAGGCCCUCGGCCGGCCGGGCCUGUCCUGGGGCGCCAGGAUGGGGGGAGGGCAGGAAUGGGGGUUCUGGGGAGCGGGUCAGCUCCCCAGAAGCGGAAGCGGUGCGAGGCGCCGAGGCGGGCGCGGACUGCACCCUGGCCCAGAUGGGCAUGCGCAGCGCGCUGGCGCGCGUGGUGGCCUCGACCUCGGAGCUGGUCAGCGUGGAGCAGACGCUGCUGGGCCCCCUCCUGCAGGAGAGGUCCUUCCCCAACCAUCCGAAGGAUCGUGUUGAGUUUAGACACAUCUGCAGUCAUUUGGCUCUACAAAUUCAAGGACAACAGUUUGACAGAGAUCUGGAUACUGCCCACCGGUGUUUGAAGACAAUAGUCAUGAAGCUGAUUCAGUCACUUGCUAAUCUUCCUUCAGAUGCCCACAUGGUAGCCUGUGCUUCUUUGAGACAGAUCUUACAGAAUCUCCCAGACAUAUGGAUGCUCAAGACACCAGAAUUAGAACCACAGCCAGUACUGCUAAGAGGACUGGGUACCUGACAUUCCUAAUUGAAUCAGCAGACAGUGGCUGCUUUUAUUCCCAGGAAGGAGAGAGGUGAUGACAUAUAUAGCAGUCUGACCAGUGGCAUCUGUACCCUUCAGAAUCACAGAAUGUUGGUGACAGGUUUUUAAAGCAGUAGUCCACAUUUUUAAGUAUGUUGAUAUAUUUGCUUACUGUUUGAUUGAAAUGUAUUCCACUUGG